Blumeria graminis f. sp. triticale is the source of this 924-nucleotide messenger RNA. Lineage: Eukaryota; Fungi; Ascomycota; Leotiomycetes; Helotiales; Erysiphaceae. The record is from the annotation of a GenBank genome assembly.
AUGUACUGCCUUCUAGCCAUCCUUUUGCUGACGGGCCAUGAGGCAAAAAACAAUGACCGACUAGCUAUCAUGAAAUUCGAGCAGAACAGCAAGUUUUACCGGAUAUACCGGACAGGCGGCAUGCGCGAGUUCCCCGGCAUCAAAGCUGGUAGUGAUGUAAUUAUGGCUACGAGCCGGACCAACGGGCCCGGCACAUAUAUGACAAUAUACUGCACUCCCUCUCAUGACUCAACUUAUUUAAGGAGGGCCAUAACUAGAGGGAUCAGAGAAAUGGAAGAUAACUCUCAUAUCGGCUUUCACCAGCCUCUUUCAGAGGAGACAAUCUGUCUCCAUCAUAUUAAAGAGCAACUUAGAAAACACUCCAGAAAUAGAGAUAUUAACAUCAAGGAACUGGACGAAACUUUAUGCAGCACAAGUACGGUCUACACACUAGCUAUUCAAAAUAACUUUUAUGUCCAGAGUAUUCAUCACGGAACACUUACUCCGACUAAGUCUAAUCUUCAAAGAAUAUUGAGUGAUGAUCUAUUUCCCAUGUCUGACUUGGUACUCGGCAGUAACUUUAUUUGUGAAGGAGAGACCAACGGCCUGCAAACUGUGCUGGCUUGGCACCAAGGCUAUCUAAAUCUUUUUCAAAAAGAUAAUCGGAAUAAUUCAUGGCUCUUGGUGAGAAAAAAUUCACCGAGAGGUUAUGAUUAUCAUCCCAUCAUCGACUUCAUUGCCAAACAUUUUGAUGAGGUUGGAUCAAUCAGGUCUGCAUUAAUGUUAGACGGAGAUACCGCUGAUUUAUCAACUAAUGAUUCGCAUUUUCGGAAAAGUAAUAGUCUGACAAGACAACAAAAUAUCAGAGAGCUACUCGUAUACCUAGGCCAGAAAAACCUACGGCUCACCGAGUCACCCGCAUACGGAUUCCUUGGGCAAUUGUAG